GGACGUAUUUAUUACGUAAACAAAAACACCAAAAUAUUACGUAAUAUACUUACGUUAUCUUUCGGUCGCAAUAACGUCAUGUUUUUAUGUGAUAAAAUAAAUUCUAAAACUUCUGAUUAUUGUAUCAAAAUUCAAAAUUCGUGAAAAUAAAUUGAUUUGAUUCAAAUCUAAUGACACGAAAGAGUAAGUACAAGAAACAAUACCUGAAAACGGCAACAUCUUACACGCGCAUUGAAGCAAGCUGGCAUCGUGGCACCUUUUACGCAUUCGCGCCAUUCCAAUGUAAUGUUAGGUUAGGGUGUUGAUGUGAAUCACGUUUUAUUGCGGUAAUCAUAAUUAGAUUGCAAAGGUAAAUGUAAAAUAUUUGAUAAGUAUGUUAGUUAAUUAAUUUACGUACAAUAUGACCAUUUGCCUCGAUUAUUAUUUGCAGGGCGAAAUGUUUUCAUUAGUGGAAUUUGCAGAGGAGUCUGGAGGAGGCUUGGCCAUUAUUCGGACAGAGUGGUUUACCCCUCGCAAACAAGAAGCGUUUUGGCCACCUACUAAACAGUCAAAAACAUUUGAAAAGGUUCUUCUAAAUGAAGAUCAAGUAAUCGACAACAAGUGGAAGCUUUGUUUCGUUCGGCGCACCUUAUUUGAGUCAGACGAUUAUGAACGUGUAAAAAGGAAGUUACCGAGGGCCGAAUAUACUUCUGAUCUACAAAGUAGUGAGGCUGAGGUUGGAAGUCAAGGUGAUGCAGACCAAGAUAAAUUUCAAAAAAGGAAACGUGCACCUUCUCGUAGACUACUUUCAAGUAGUAGUGACGAAGAACAAACUUCAAAGUUUCCUCGGCCACCUACUCUUAACUUAAACAAACAAAUAGUAAGACAUGUACCAUCUCCAAGGCAAUUAGAGAUCUGCGAACCUGUUCCUGAUCUGAGUAGUGAACAAUCCAUAGCUUCUACGUCACAAUCUUCACACAAUGACAACAAUACAACUCUAGCUUCUUGUUUAUCUCUUCAAAAAAAAUUAGUCAAUGAUAUUAUUUUUAUCAAAGAACAAAACAAAUUAAUAAUAGAAUUGCUGCGACAGCAAAAAUUGACCCAAGAGAAAAUCCAAUUUGAAAAUGCUCUACCGGCAAAUUUUCCUGUAAAGUUGCCGGUCAAUGCUGAACAAGAAAUUCAGCUAUUGGAACAGUAUUUGACAAUACAGGACAAUUACGAUUUACUGCGUUGCCAUUUAUCUACAUUUGGUGGAAAAAAUAUUAAUGACACCACUUCUAAUAUAUUAAAGAGAGUCAUAAACGAUAGUGUGGCAUGUAGUUACAAUUAUCUGGGCACUAGGUCUAAUAAAAAGCCAUUUUCUCAACUAUCUUUAAAAAAGGUCGUUGUUGAUGCAGUAAAAGCAAAGCAACCACAGGCUGUUGAGUGUGACAUCGAACAAGUAAUAAAGGGGUGGUUGAAGCAUGCACCCCAACGUUGCAAGCUUAAAAAAAGUAAGGAUACUGUUGAAUCUAACACUUAAGCUGUAUUUUUUAACCUCAUCAAGUACCUAUGUAAAAAUCGUACCUUAAGAUUUACAUUUAGUUUAAUUUAUACUUAAUAAUGUUAAAACGACGUAAAGGUAGUGUUGGAAAAAGGCAGAUGUAUAGGCGAAUUGCAAACGAAUUUAAGGUAGCCCUGCUGACAGAUAGUACUUCAGUACAACAAAGUCUUUCAAAAGUACAAAAUAAACUGAAUUCUUCCGAUUGUCAGAGAGAUCAGGAACAUUUGUCUGUAACAACUGAUUUUGAUCUCUCAAGUUCACCUAUCGAACACAGUUCACUUAUGUGCGAACUUCAAGAGAACAGUGAUUUAGGGAUCAACAGUUCCAAUAACAUUGACUUUGUUACUACAAACGGUUUAUUGGAUGAUCAAAAUACUUUCCAAACUCAAAUUAUAGAGGAUAAUAUGCAAAGUAAUAAUGACAAUAGAGAUUCCUGUUCAAUGCAUUCUAAUGUUGAUUCUAAUAAUAUAAAUUCAAAGUUAAGACUGUGGGCUACUCAACAUCAUAUAACACACUCUGCAAUAAACGAUCUUUUAAAAAUUUUAGCUCCACACCAUAGUGAAUUACCACUUUGUAGUAAAACUCUAUUAGCUACCCCCUUAAGAACAACUACCACUAGGAAUUUUGUAAAUGGUGAAUACUGUCACUUGGGGUUAGUUGAAGGCUUGAAAAAACAAAUUGUGAAACAUAAUUGCCAUAAUUUAAUACCAACUUCUUUGGCAUUAAAUUUUAACAUUGACGGAAUACCUUUAUUUAAGAGUAAUCGCAUGCAAUUGUGGCCUAUACUAUGUAGUAUCUUUAAAUUUGAAAAUGACCCCUUUGCUGUGGGAAUAUUUGCAGGUAGUUCAAAACCCACUCCUAUUGAAGAAUACUUGGAAAAUUUUGUCAGUGAAUUAAAG
Molecule: messenger RNA, 2421 nt
Organism: Photinus pyralis (common eastern firefly)
Lineage: Eukaryota; Metazoa; Arthropoda; Insecta; Coleoptera; Lampyridae
Exons: 6
Coding region: 401-1501 (366 amino acids)
Source: RefSeq, a predicted model, not a curated record